AUGUUUACUGCUCUGUUUCAGCUUGAUGAUGGCAACUCUGAUAAUGAAGAUGGAGACAAGGAGGGGUUUACCACAACAGACUUGAGUGGACUUUUUAAUCAUACAACUCUUAGGAAUUAUGCUGCAAAGAUCAAAGAGGAGAUUCCUGAAAAUGUCUUGCAACAAUAUCGAUUCCAGAUUGUCAGAUGGCUGGAAGAUAGAGAAAGUAAAAUGGAGGAAACUUUGACCAUCGCCCAUUUCUGUGAUUGGUUAAUGAACAAGGGUGUGUCUCGAGAUGAUGCUAUUAAGGCAUUCCAGCAGUUUGAUGUGGAUGGUAGUGGCGUUGUGGAGGUGGACACAGUCUUAGAGACUGUAAAGUCAAUUAAUGGACCAAACAUUCUCGGUGAACUUGGGCGUAGCAUCCGCAUGCUUCAGGCAUGCUCCCUUGUCCCUGGAUUUGUAGAUGUAUAUUCUGGUGAUAAAAAUGCUGUUAAACACCACUCUGAGAGGAUACUAAAGUAUCUGCUGCGUAACAGAUCCCCAAGUCUGAGUUUGCCUUUCCCCUACCUCAAUGGAUUCAACAACACUACAAGCAUGAGGAACUCCGUACUCAAGUCAACCUUCAAAAGUCUGAAAGAAUUAGCCCAGAUGGGUGGACAGGCAUCUCUAGGAUCAGGGGAGGAAGUACGGACCAUCAGUCCAUGUCACACUAGUAUAGAAGUGUCAUCCAACACCGCAGAUGUUUACAGAAUCACAAAUGGUGACCCCAACACAUUCUGGCAGUCAGAUGGGUCAGCUCGCUCCCACUGGAUGAGACUACACAUUAAACACAAUGUGGUGAUAAAGAGCCUGUCCAUCUCCGUGGCCUCGUCGGACUCCAGCUACAUGCCUGAGGUGGUAUCUAUUGCUGGAGGUAAAAGUUACAGGGGCCUCCGACCUAUCAAGGAAGUACGGAUACCCAGUCACAUUACAGGAGAAUUUCUAUUAUUAAAGAAUGCAAAGAUGUACUAUCCAAUAAUCCAGAUCAACAUAAAAAAAUGUAGAAAUGAUGGCUGUGACACGAGGAUCCACGGAAUCAAAACAGUGGGAUACAAGGUGAUACGAGAGGCCAGUGUUAGUGUGGCUGACGCAGCAGCUAUCUGGUACCUACAAAUCCUAGCCACCACAGUAACCAUGACUAUGCCACUGGCCCCAAAUCUCAGACCCUCCAUUUUGGAUCACACACGAAAAGCACUAAGCCACAUUCCACCUCUGUCCUUGUGUCCAGCUAGUGGAGAAAGGCCCCAGUUUCUCAGCAAGUUUGUCCUACAGGAAGUAGAGAAGUUUGUCACAGACAUUGCUUUGCAUGAAGGACAUGUGAUUCCGGAGGGUCUACAGAUGUUGCUGUCAUUCAACCUUGCUAGGGGAAAUGUUGGCGGUCUUCUCCGCACACUCAAACUUCUUCAAGAAGAUCCAGAAACCAUUCAGCCUUGUACAAAGCUGCUGAACAAAAUGUAUCAGGCCAGAGAUUUAUGUUGGGAGAAAUCAGGUCACCCACUACAGGUGAGUCUGGCAGGUACAGAUGGAGGACAGACUGACGCCAACUCCAGUGCAGAAAAUGUCCUAAAUCAAGCGUGGAGCUCUCCACCAGUUCAGACUUCCUACCUGUCAGCUGAAGGUCACACAAAGGUCAAUAUGAUAUUCAAGUCUUCAGAGUAUGUUCAGCUUACAAGACUUAGGAUCAAGGUUGUAAGUGGGAUGAAAGGAGCGAGACGUGGCUUUGUCUUCGUGUAUAGAGACAGCAAGGAGUUUGAGAUGGCCUCCCAGAUAGAUCGGUUUCAGGCCUAUGACAACUGGGGCAGGAUAGACUAUGAAUUUUGUGUACAAGUCAGAAAUGCUAGAAAAAUUGGUAAACCAGACAACCCGGUGGCCUACUUUACUUUUGAGGAUGAUUGUGAUGAGGUGGAAAUACCUGUGUCUUGGCAUCCUGUCGGUCAGUAUAUUCUGGUUAAGUUCCUGGAGCCAAGGCAUGAGAGUGCAAACAAGAUUGGUGUGAUUGGAAUAAAGUUCUAUGGCUUUAUACGAAAGUCAGUUCUCGUGGAUGAUGAUGAAUCUAAGGUACGACAUGCCCCCAGUUUGGAGAGGACCUGCACCAGUCUAGAUAUCAUACAGUGUGUAUUGGAAUUCCUGGUGGAUCUUUCACAGGAUCAGGCAUCCAAACGAGGAAUAUCAGCAGGUCGUCCAGAGUACCUGGAGUUCACUGACACACCUCUGGACACCAUUUGGGAGCUUUACAACUCCUUCAGAGAAAGGCCUGGGGAAAAGUGGCAGACAUGUGCCUUAUUGACCCUGCAGCUGUUGUACUGUCUACUGCCCACAAUGUCCUCCUUGUCUGGGGAGAGAAAGGUUGCUGCAGAAGCCUUGUUUCAGCACCUUUGUAAAGUCAUUGAUGGACCAGAGAAGGAUGAGAGUCCCAAACUGUACAAGCUUUGUCGUCAACUCAUCAUAGAUGGUGCUGCUGUAUUCUUUCCUGACAAAGACACAAGAAGGAAGCAGUUAUUUAGUAUGAUGCAGAAUGUUGAGAGUCUCUCUGAGGCACCAUCGGUGAUGCUGGUGUUCCAGUCUCUGUGUCAAUUCUUCAGCUCUGUUGAUCCCAGUGGACUUCUUGACCUCCCCAAAACUCCAUCAGAUGUGUUGACAUUUCACAUUGACCCAGUGCUGGAAAUAAUGGAGACAAUGAUAAACGUCACAUUCCACGAGUUUUGUCUGAUGAUGGAGCGGGGACACAGCCAUGAACAGGUUGUGCAUCUUCUCCAGCUUGUGUCUUCACUACAGACGUCUCUUCUGGCUUGGGCAUGGUCACAGAUGGCUCCUGAUGAAGUUGACAGUGCCAAGACAACUCCCAACAACAUGGCAGAUAUCAAGUCUGUCUGUUCUCAGGUCGCCACUCAGUAUUCUGGCUUCGUCGCAGAUAGGGCUACUGAAGCAUGUAAACUGAUGCAGAAAAAGAAUGUGGAGAAAGUAGUGAGUGAAACGGAGCUGAUUGGACCUGCUGAAACUUCUCUCCUUGGCACAGUUGUGAGGCAGUUGGUAUUGACCUUGACCUACUUGUGUGAUUACUGUGACUCGGAAUCACGAGUUGUGCUGAUACAGAAGUUCCAGCCGUUGGCCCAGGAAUUGCAAAAACUUGCCAGUUCACUUCCCACACUUUUCCCCAAUAUCAGCAGUGAACACUGGGAUACAGUCCAGACAGAGGACAUUGUACUCAGGACUUGGGAGGUAGAAUCUUCACACAGCUACGAGAAUAAUCAACACCUUACUCAGGUUUUCAGCUGCCCCGGUGCUGAUAAAUUCAUGGUGGACUUUGACACCAGAUGUGAAACAGAGCGAAGGUAUGACUACUUAGUAUUUACUGAUGCUAAAGGCUUACAAAUGAGGUUUGACCAGAAAGUCGGCACACCCAAGUGGCCACGUCAGAUCAAUUUCAGUGGGCCACACCUCCACUUCCUGUUUCACUCAGACAGCAGUAACACAGAGUGGGGAUAUAAAUUUAAAGUGACGGCGAGGGGUAGCCCUGACAUUCCCUUAUCAUGGCCUUUUGAUCUUCAGCUCAGCCUUACAAAGAUGCUUGGUCGAAUGUGUGGAUGUACACUCAACUCCCACCCAUAUUCUGACAAAGACCCUCUGAUGAAUGCGGAGGAGACAGCAGAACAGGAUGUACUCAGGAGUGAGUUGUGGACAACAUUGUUCAGAGGAGGUUAUAUGGUCGGCAAGAUACAAAGAUCUCUCUCAGGAAAAUUUGUAACAGAAGAUAGUGGAGGACAUGUUCUGGAAUUUCUGUGGAAGCUUGUCAACAGAGAAGAAGAUCUACCCGCAAAAUUUCUUGAUAAGUGUAAGGAGGUCAGUAAGUGUCUCCAGGUGGGAGGUGAUGCUGUGGAAUCAGCUGUGGUGGCUGUGUUUGCUGCACUUGUAUGGCACACACAACAGCUGAGGGAAGACCUCAGUAAAUAUGUGGAGGCUAAUGGGGAGGCAGUUAUCAGUGACGGCAUCCAUCAGGCUUACACGGCUGCAGAGACACUCCGAAUGCAACUGCUUACAUUACGUCAGCGUGCUCUCACUAAUAAUGAGAAGAAGAAUGAGGACGCAGAUGAUCCAGGUACUUUAUGUAGAGACAAGGCUCUGUUCCUCCUCAAGUUUGCUGGUCUCACCAAGGUUCAACUCAAAAAUGAGCUGAGGUCUAAAGCAACAAAGCAAUGGAAGAAACUGUCCAAUCGCAAGUCGGAAAAAGUGUUGAAAGGGCUGGAUGGCUCAGACAAGUACCCAUCAUUCCGAUUGGUGCUGGAGUUUGUACAGGACCCUGCGUGGACCACAGAAAGAGUGAAUCGUAUCCUACAUGAACGGUCCCAACAUGCCAAGGCAGUAUCUGACAUCUACACGUUUGUAGCUGAGUUCAUCAGGAUUCACCAGUGUACGGAUGUCACCCACCCCUUCCAGAUCCCCGUCGUGUUAUUCCUACAGGAGGUGUUAUCAUAUCAGGAUGGCUUUAGUAAACACUAUGCAGAUAGUCUAGAUGGAUGUGGUCUACAGCAGGAGGCACGUGUAAGACAGGCUUACUACCUCCUGGUUCGCAGACUCACAGAACCUUUCCACAGAAUGCACCGCCAUGAUCUCAACAGGAAAAUUGCUCCAGCAUAUGAAUAUGUCCAAGCCUGUUUACUACACCUCUUAGACAUGGAAUGGCAGCCGUAUGAUCUGAUGUUUGUCACUGAGGUAAAACUUCCAGCCCUCUUCCUGAGCAUCGCUAAAGAAACAGUAAAGAUGCGGGACUGUACCCUCAGCCAGGAAGAGGAUGAGAAGGAUAUCCGCUAUUACGAACAGUGCAUGGCAUGGUUUGAGGAAUGUGAGAGUGGCUUUGAUCAGUGGUACAAUGGCAACAAAAUGGACCAUGGCUCCCGAGAGAACAGAAAGGCUGUCCAGAUGUUUGUGGCAAGAUUUUGUGACCUUCUGGACGUAGAAGUGAGCUGUGACGGCUGCUCUGUGACCCUCCCUGGUCGGCGGUACCGAUGCCUACAGUGUGUAGAUAUGGACUUGUGUGCCACUUGCUACGCUGGUGGGGUGAAACCAGAAGGAGAUCACACAGAUGAACAUGACAUGGUCCAUCUGGUGUACAAGUGUAACAAGUGUCAGGCCUUUAUAGUUGGUACCAGAAUCCAUUGUAAUGAAUGUGAUGACUUUGACCUCUGUCUCGGCUGCCACUCAAAGGGCAAAUUUCCCUCGGAACACACAACAAGUCAUGAUAUCACAAAGUUUCCAAUGAUCAAAUUGCGGCCAUCACAAGACUCGGACUCCCUGAUCCAGGCCUACAUUCACCAACAUGUCUGGUUACUGUUCACGGUAUUGGCCCUGUCUACUGGCGACAUCAUUCACACAGAUAGCCCCAACAGUAUGGUAGACUCUGACUACGUCAAGCUGGCUGCCAACCUACAACAGGAGUGUAUUGAGAUUGUAACCCACUGUCUCCAACAGGUCCCAGACGAUGCUGAAGACAGUACCAAGGAAGUGUUACAGGGCGGCCUACUUCGCUUGGAGACCAGACAGGAGCAGGCUUUUGCCAUUCAUUCCCAGGAGAGGAUCAUGGGAUUGCUUGGUGCAAUGAUUCCACAAGAUCACAAGAUCUUGUCAACUGGAGUUACAUAUAACUUCACCACGGAUCAAUUCAUACAUCUGCUGUUCAAGAUUGCCAAAGGGGAGAGUGGACAUGAGGUGAACACUCGACACCUAGCCAUGGGACUGCUCGGCCCACUGCUUACAAAGUGUUCCCCAAAGGUUGCUGAUGAUUCAGUGAAGUCUACACAAGGUGCAGUCACAAAAUUGGAAAACUACAUUGAGGGACAAAGGACUAUCAAAUACCUCUUUUCUUUUGGUGCAGAUUGCCUUGAAAAGUGUGGACUUGAGUGGGCGUGUUCUGUGGCGAGGAUACUUCAGAAUCUAUACAGUUCCUCUGAUUGGCGGUCCGUCAUCCAUCACCACUUGACCACCUGUGUACAGUCAUUGACGGCUCUGCUAGACUUACCUUCCAUCUUUGCUCUGUUUGUAAUGGCUGGAUUCCCAGAGGUGCUGACCAUAGGAACGCUUGUCCAGUAUAACCAUAUGGAUAUGGAGAAGAAGAAGGGAGUGGUUCUGAAACACUAUCCGGACAAAUACCAGACCCUCAUUAUAGAUAUUAAAACUAGAAAACGUCACACGGUGCAGGACAAAUUUGUUGACUGCCUUUCAUUGGUAGCAGACACAUGGGACACAGAUCAUGUGACAUUGUUUAUCAACACAAUCCAGACUAUUGUUGGAAAAAUAAGAGCAGAAGAAAAAGUGUUACUUGAGACGGUCUGGGUGCUAUCCCUGUGUCUCAAGGUUCUUAACAACAAUGUCAAGUCUAUGGAGAACUGUAUGGUGGAGAAUCUGUUUGAGUCUGGGUUUAUACAAUGUCUGGUGCACCUGGCAAGUAAAGGCACAGAGUUCAGUCAGCAGUGGCUCCUCAAGGAUCUAGAGGUGCUGUCUUUGAUGUUAUACACAAACGAAGGAGUCGGCGCAUCUCACAAACGUAGCAAAGCCUUAUCCUACCCUGAACAGCUUGCUGCUGCUUUAGAGAAACGUACAAAAGCAAAGCGGUGUUCCACAGAAAAGGAGUUUCUAAACGAUAGUGACAAUGACAAUAUGUCCUACCUUUCAUCAACUUCAUCCUCCUCAAGCUUUAACAGCGGACCAGACAGCAGUGAUGAUGAGACAGAAACAACAAAUAUCAAUGACACAUUCCCUGACCUUGACCAGAGGACAAAGGUCAUGUUUGAGACAUUACACAGCGACCUGAAGGUGCCGUAUGAUGUCCUACGAGCUAUAUUUGACAUGCAUGAUAAGAAUCCUGAUGAUGUAGUGAAGGCCAUAGUAGAGAAUCUAGAAAAUUCACCGAUGACAGUUAAAGAAGACAUCAAAAGACUCAGCCAGAAAUGGGAGUCUAUUGCACACACAAAAAGCCCAGAGGUUACCCAAAUCACCAAUGUCACAGACAAGGUCAUCGAUACUGGAAUACAUUACCACCCAGUCAUGAAGCAGACAGAGAGGGUGAUAGAGAAAGCCACAGAAGAGAGUGGAGAAACACAGAAACUGAUUCGAGCUCCUGACAAUGACAUAGAGGAUGACAUCCAAAAACAGCAGCGUACAAAAAGUGCUGAACUACUGAAACAGGAGCUGGAAAAGCAGGGGAAGGCAGGCUCCACUGACUACCUGUUCAAAGUCAACAUGGCCAUGUCUGUCCUGUACGCCCGUCAAGUUCUUAUUAGUCUCCUGGCCCAAUGGCCUGAUACUGGGCAUGUCAUUUCAGCACAAUUGCUGGGCUGCAAGGAUGUGCAACAGAUUCCAUGCAUUCUCGAUCUCCUCAACAAGAUGGAGAGCAGGGAUUGCUUCCAGAAGGUCGUUGAGAAGGUAAUUCGUAACUGUGAGACAGACAGUCUAGUGCCCAUUGCCAGUACAGCGGGACAGUUUAUGGAGGAGGUCACUUUGUCCUCCAUUACCCAUGAGUCGGAACACAACUCUCGACACAUUAGUGAUAUCAAAAAGUCAAUCCAGUUACCAGGUGCAUCCUACCUCCAGGUGACAUUCGACAGUAGGUGUGCGGUACGAGACACUGAUGAUGUCUUGGUUUUCUCCUCCUCCUCCAACAUGGAUGUAAACAAACAUGAAUUCACUGGCCCUGCAAAUUCCAUCUGGGCCAACAUCAGAAUACCAGGUGAUACUCUAUACUAUAGCUUCAAGAGUAGCAGGGAAGUUCUGGUGCGAGUGCCAGUAUGGGGUUACAAGUUCACAGUGACUGCUGGUACACGAGACAGUUUUGAAACAGGAUAUGCCAUUCUUAAUAGAGUUCUUUCUACAAACUUAGCCUUAUCCCUGCCACUCAGUGACCUGUGGCAGAUCCUGGUAUAUGUGGCAACCAAACAAACAGGAAGUCAACGGCUAAAGGCUGUCCAACUUCUUCUGAAGAUUGUCAGCACUCAACACAAGACGGCGACCAGCUCCAAACUGACACUUGACCUCAGCCUGCUGAAACCAUUAUGGCAACUGUACAACCAAAUGACAAAACAGGAAGUGGACAGUAAUAUAGUGCUGCCCCCUGUUGUCAGGGCCUUGACAGAGCUCUUCCUUCAGGUGGAGUCCCUAGCCAUGGAAUGGGACAUGGUGACGGAGUACCUACUUGCAAUACAGGAUAUUGAUGAGAUUCGCAAGGUGAUACGACAGGGGAUAAUGAACGUAGCUGCUGUGAGUUGUAUGAUUGGUUACUAUAACUCAGCUGUGGAACUUGUGACUGUCAUGAAGAAAAAGAAGACAACAACAGCAGUCUCUCCACAUAGUGCAGCGACAGGCACAUCCACAGUGAACAAACUUAAAGGAGAUAAAAACCAGGAUGUGGAUUUAUAGUAAACAAGUGUAAACAGUGUCAAACAGUCUGUUUUGGUGUUAAACUUCGUAACUGUGAUCUUCCAAAAUAAAACUGAUAUCUACCAUGUUGUAAACCAAUACAAGUAACAGUGAAGCUUGAAGGCUGUGGACUGGGAUGGAGGGAGGAUUGUUUCCAUGGUGAAGCAUGAAGUCUGUGGACUGGGAUGGAGGGAGGAUUGUUUCCAUGGUGAAGCUUGGAGGCUAUGGACUGGGAUGGAGGGAGGAUUGUUACUAUGGUGAAGCAUGGAGGCUGUGGACUGGGAUGGAGGGAGGAUUGUUACUAUGGUGAAGCUUGGAGGCUAUAGACUGGGAUGGAGGGAGGAUUGUUACUAUGGUGAAGCUUGGAGGCUGUGGACUGGGAUGUCGGAAGGAUUGUCUCCAUGGUGAAGCUUGGAGGCUAUAGACUGGGAUGUCGGGAGGAUUGUUACUAUGGUGCAGCUUGGAGGCUGUGGACUGGGAUGUAGGGAGGAUUGUCUCCAUGGUGAAGCUUGGAGGCUGUGGACUGGGAUGUCGGGAGGAUUGUCUCCAUGGUGAAGCUUGGAGGCUGUGGACUGGGAUGUCGGGAGGAUUGUCUCCAUGGUGAAGCUUGGAGGCUGUGGACUGGGACUUAAUCUGUCCUUUGUUUGUGAGACAUUUGUAGUUCUAGUCAAUGCAUCAUCAAAAUUUGUUUUAAAAUGUGAAAUUACAUCUCAGCUUGAGUUUUCCCAAAGCUGAAGUCAACUCCCAAGAUAGAAAAUUGCUGCACUAGAAUCAGAAUAUCUUGGUACCUCGUCCACAUCCACACUCAAAGCUUUGUUACUGGAAAUUUGUGAACAUAGUAUCCACUGAUUAAUGUACUAAACAAGACAUAAAACUCUACAGCUUGAAGCUGUUGUGCAUUUGGUACAAGAGAGAUUGUUUAUGACCAGGAAAGGUCGGCUUAGGUAAAUACAAAAUGUCAAAUUCUGCAGCUGUCAAUGGAGGGUGCAACACCAGUAAUGUAUUUCUGCACACUUAAAAUUUAGUGAGAAGAAAGGAAUUUGAUUUACAUUUCUGUACCUUCAAGCUGAUGUAGGAUGUGGUAGACUGGAACUAGAUUAUCAAUAAAUCUUCAUAAUUACAAUCCAUUUCAUAAAUUAUUUAUAGAAUGUUUUGAUUUAAGGCUGUAUUGUAAUAAGACUAGAUUAACAGGAUUGAUUUGAUGUAUUGAAACUUAGCCAAAGAUAUGUAAAAGCUUUUGUGUUCUAGCAAAAUUCAUUAGACAGAAAAAAGCAGCUGUUUAAAAGAUGAUGCAGUUUUAAUGUUUUUAAUGUGGAGUGCUUACAUGCUCUAUAUACGCUGAUAUUAUAAUAAUAUCUCUUACUAGAAUACUCUCAUUUCCUGUGGAAAUUGGUAUGAAUAGUAGCUUUGAUUUUGUGUUGAAGUUGAAUCAUUUGAGGUUUGUAUUUUGUUGAAUUGAUGAUAUAAGAUGAUAACUUAUUAGGUAUCUAAUAAUAUAUCUAUUGUUAAGUAUUGUUAUCAUCUGAUGAAGUGUUUGGACACAUCAAGUUGUGAAUUAACAUCAGUAUCUGUGUGUGGGAUGUGGAAUAUCCCUCUCUUGUAAGAUUUGAUGCCCCAAUACAUGAAGUAUUGCUGCUGUAGGAUAUGUCUUUGGAAUCAAAGAUUUUGUCAGAGAAGGGAACAAAGUAGCAUGACUGAAGAAGGUCAUUUUCAUGUGGUUAGAUUGUCCAUCUUACAUUUAGGUCCCUGGUUGGAAUUUCAUUGUGUUUUCUGUGACAGUAGCUAGGAAGAUUAUUUAAGAUAUCCCAAAUUUGUACUCCAGCAUAUUUCCUUUGACUAUAGGUCUCUUGCUUGACACACAGCUACAACUUUGCCAACUGUUGUGUCAGUGUUUAUCAGUCCAUACGUUAGAAAUUAUAAAGUACUUUCAUAUUGUGUGUACAAACUUUGUAGUAUGUCUUACAUACUUGUGUUAUAUACAUUUGUACAAUACCUACAUCUGUACAUACAUCUGUAUUUAUAUUUGUAUAAAUAUUUAAUAAAAUUUUAUGUAUGAUAAA
Molecule: messenger RNA, 10484 nt
Organism: Ylistrum balloti
Lineage: Eukaryota; Metazoa; Mollusca; Bivalvia; Pectinida; Pectinidae
Product: zinc finger ZZ-type and EF-hand domain-containing protein 1-like
Exons: 73
Coding region: 1-8424 (2807 amino acids)
Molecular function (GO): zinc ion binding; calcium ion binding
Source: RefSeq, a predicted model, not a curated record